This is a messenger RNA of Penicillium maclennaniae, 1842 nucleotides long. Its product is annotated as putative sucrose transporter. The record is from RefSeq and is a predicted model, not a curated record. Bases 1 to 1842 code for a protein of 613 amino acids. Gene Ontology annotation, molecular function: sucrose:proton symporter activity. The transcript has 5 exons. Lineage: Eukaryota; Fungi; Ascomycota; Eurotiomycetes; Eurotiales; Aspergillaceae. Gene Ontology annotation, cellular component: membrane.
AUGGGGGACAACAAUCGCGAACGUGUCCAUGCAGGAUCGCCGCUUAUGGAGGAGAGGCGGGAGAUUGAACACUUGAGGGAUGUCGAUGGAAUUGAUGAGACAUCGAAGAGCGGAUGGUAUUUGUUUUUACUGACGGUUUCUAUUGGAGGAUUACAGAUUGUGUGGUCUGUGGAGUUAUCUAAUGGCUCGCCAUUUUUGCUGUCCCUUGGGAUGAGCAAGUCGCUCCUUGCUUUUGUUUGGAUCGCCGGGCCCUUGACGGGGACAUUGGUGCAGCCUUAUAUUGGUAUUCGAAGCGAUAAUUGCCGCAUGGCGUGGGGCAAGAGGAAACCAUUUAUGGUUGUUGGGAGUGCUGCGACGAUUGUUGCUUUGCUGUUGCUUGCGUGGGUAAAGGAGAUCGUUGGUGGGUCUUUGUCUCUCUUUGGUGCCGACCCGGCGUCGAGUGGGACCAAAGUCAUGGUUAUUAUUGUGGCCACGAUUCUUAUGUAUUGUCUGGAUUUUGCGAUCAAUACCGUGCAAGCUGGAGUUCGAGCAUUCAUUGUUGACAAUUGUCCGCCUCAUCAGCAGGAACUGGCUAAUGCUUGGGCUAGUCGAAUGACUGGUGUUGGUAGUAUCCUGGGUUACAUCUUCGGAUAUUUGGACUUACCCAGGAUUCUACCAUUUUUUGGAAAUACUCAGUUCAAAGUUUUGUGUGCACUUGCUUCUAUCUCUUUGAUCGCCACACUGGCACUGAGUUGUUCAUACAUUCAAGAGCGGGAUCCCAGACUUGAUGGACCCCCACCCUCCGAUGGACUUGGCCUCAUCUCCUUCUUCAAGCAGGCAUUUAAGUCUAUUCGAAAUCUGCCACCGCAGAUUGCCCGUUACAAGUGGCUGCAUGGGUGGGCUGGUUCCCAUUCCUUUUUCUACUCUACAACAUACAUCGGUCAACUCUACGUCAACCCGAUUUUCGCAGAGCACCCUGACCUCCCAGAAGAUCAGAUCGACAAAACGUGGGAGGAUGCCACUCGAAUUGGAACAUUUGCUCUUUUAAUCUACGCCAUUAUCUCGUUUAUUGCGAACACUAUUCUCCCACUAUUUGUGGUUCCCACAUAUGAUUCGAAGGUACCCAUUGCACAACAUGAAGAGCACGAACAGUUUGACGAAGAGGAGCCUAUUCCACGCCGCUUAUCAUUCUCAAGCAUGCCAACAAGCACCGCGGAAGAGCCGCUCAUUGACGCUGCAGCCGACAAGGGUGUCGAUUCAGGAAAUCCCACGUGGCUGUCACGAAUGCAGAUACCAGGGUUGACUCUCCGUCGAACCUGGCUUUUAUCUCAUAUCUUGUUUGCGCUCUGCAUGUUUAGCACAUUUUUUAUCUCCUAUUAUCCAGCAGGGUCCGUUGUCAUCGGAUUCGUUGGCGUUUCAUGGGCUGUUACUCUCUGGGCACCGUUUGCAUUGAUAUCCGCUGAGGUUUCUCGCAUUGAGGUCCAGCGCCGGUUGAAUCGUCAUAGGAGUAUACAUGCAGAGCGUGCCACACAACACCAUAGCUCCUCUGGAUCUUACGCACCUGUGGCCAGCGAAGACGAACAUCAAGACCAUGAUAUCAGCGAGAAUGAUCUCGAAGAAGGCCCCAAGCAUGGACCAGAAGACGAUCUUAUUCAAGCCGGUAUCGUCCUCGGAAUCCACAAUGUGGCCGUUUCCUUCCCGCAGAUUUUCUCCAGUCUUGCCUGCAGCGCCAUCUUCAAAUUGGCUCAGAAACCACGGGGGGCACCCUGGGAUGAUAGCGUGGGCUGGGUCCUUCGAUUUGGUGGAUGCGCAGCAUUAGUCGCAGCGUGGCUCACUAGGAGGUUAUCCGAGGGAACUCAUUAA